Protopolystoma xenopodis is the source of this 489-nucleotide messenger RNA. NCBI's taxonomy places the organism in Eukaryota, Metazoa, Platyhelminthes, Monogenea, Polystomatidea, Polystomatidae. The record is from the annotation of a GenBank genome assembly.
AAGCCACGGUUGCUCAGCCGGCCUCCUUCUCUAGACUUGCGCAACAACCGUCUGCGUCGUCAAGGCAACGAGCGGUCAUCAGCAACACAGUCCAAGUCUCGUCUUGGCAAUUAUUUUUCCCGCAGACAGCCUAUUUUCAGGACGGAUCUGCACCGCCAACCAGUUGGUAAUACUUUUUUCGCCUGUUUUGAUGGCCAUAAUGGCGGUCGGCAUUUGCUAAUCUUGUCUGCUUUUGCAGAUGAACAGACGUGCUGCUCUGCUCACAGGCACAACCCUCGCUACAGCUCGUCCGUCUCGACGGCAACAGCAGCAGAGAGCCUGUGCAGUGGAAUGAGUAGAACAGCCAAACAACGCACAGACUUAGUUGUCCUAUUUGAUUAUCGGCCAAAUGAGUAUAGGAAUCACAAGCAUAGUCUCUCGGACUCUCCGGCAGACGGCCCCGAUCCGGACACCGGCUUGAAGUUGGGGAAAUGGUUGCACGGGGUGUAG